Molecule: messenger RNA, 4413 nt
Organism: Cladocopium goreaui
Lineage: Eukaryota; Dinophyceae; Suessiales; Symbiodiniaceae
Source: the annotation of a GenBank genome assembly
AUGGCUGGUUGGCCAAGCCAUUUGGAUCUGCCUGCGAAGGAGGAUGAAGGCACCUCCUGGAACAAAAGAGUCGAUGCCCACGGUCUCUCUGUGGAGCUGUUGGAUGCCAUGUGGUAUGCAGCUGCUGUGGACCAUCAGAGUGGCUACAAGCAGAAGUGCCUACGCUGGAUUGGGCCGUACUUCCCAGGUACAACAGCUGAGGAAAGAAAGGUGCAGACCGUGGAGCGGAACAACAUGGCUGCGAAUGUGAAGGUCGCAGUGCUUGGGCCAGACUACAUCGGGUUGUGCUUUCAUGAGGAAACCUCUGGAAACAAUGGAGGUGGAGACAAUGGAGAUGGCAACAACGGAGAUGAUGGCCAUGAUGAUGGACAAGAGGAAGAGAAACACGACGAUGUCGAAGAGAUCACAGAAGAGAGCACGCAACUUGCUCUGGCAGGUGAUGAAGGUGGAUUGGAAACCAUGGAUACUCAUGAACCCAUGGAUGUGGUUGAAGAAGUUCCCACAGCACAUGCUGCCGCCUUGACGAUGCACCCUAGCAAAUACAUCGACCUCAACAGCGACGAUGACAUUGACCCAAGUGGGACUACUGGGUCAGAGGCAGUUGCAACUGCAGUGAAGCUGGAGGUGAAAACAGAGCCUCACCCAUGUGCGCUGCUGGGAGCCUUGAUGUCCAGCGAGUCAAGGGUAAUGGACAAAAAGGACAAAAGUGUGGUAACCUCAGGGUUGAAGAUCAUGCAGCAUGAGGAUGAAGUCAUGAAAGCUAUGGUGGGGAUAUCUCACUUGUCAGAAUCGGUUCACAUGGUGGUUUUGAAAGACCCCACGAUCAAUCUGACCAGUUGGAACGAUGUGCAUGUCAUGACAGUUGACCCCAGCUGGGAAGACACAUGCAAGAAGCUUGCAGCCAGGGUCUCAUCUCAGAGCCCUGGACUGAUUGCAGUGUACAUGGAAAAUCCCACUUGGAAACAGAUCCAAGAUGUCCAUUGUGAAGCUGACAUGAACCAAUGCACGGUUGUGGUUUUCACCCCAUACCUGGAGAGCCUGGUUGACAAGGGUUAUUGCUUUGGGGGUGAUUUGUGCCUGUUUGUUGCAGGAGACCGCAACGAUGCACUGUUCAGGCUGGCAGUGGAUUGGAACGAGGGUCAAGAGAGCAUGACACCAAGGACGUUCCAAGAUGCAUGUGGGAUGGAGUUUCAUGAGCUGUGGAAGGGUCAUUCAGAGAAGCUUUACCUAGAUAGGUACGCACAGACAUGUUUUGUUGGUGAAGCUAUGGAUGAGCUAUCUGGAUCGGAUGACCAGAUGCUGGAUGAUCCCAACAAGCCUCUGACUCCAGCAGAGAAUGAGCAACUCAUGUUGGAUCAACUUGCAAUCCCUGGAGCCCCAUUGGAUGAGGUCCAGAGGAGAGCGCACUGGAGAGCACUGCCCACACAAACUAGGAUCGCCAUCCGACGCCUGCACAGGCAAUUUGGCCAUCCAACACCUGCUACCUUGAAGAACAUCCUGAAGGCAGGAAGGGCAUCUCCUGAGCUGAUUGAGGCAGCUCGAUUGGUGAGGUGCCAGGCAUGUGAGGACUCUGCAAAACCCCCAAGAGAUCAUCCAGAUGGAAGUCAUUUCAAUUUUGAGUUUAACUCUAUGUUGGGUUUUGACGUGUUGGAAAUGAGGGAUCAUUUGGGGCACAAGUACUCAGUGAUGUCGAUGGUUGACAUUGCAACGGCUUUUCACAUGUGCGAAGUUGUCAAGGAAGGUGGAGGACAGCCCACUUCAGAGGCCUGUGCCAAAGCGCUGAUGACCAAGUGGAUUGCUUGGGCUGGCUGGCCAAAGGCAUGCAUCAUGGAUCGAGGCCUUCACAACCGAGGCGCAGUGACCAAGAUGCUGGCCAGUCAUGGGUGCAAUAUUGAGUUUGCCCCUUUGGAAACCCCAGCAGCUAUAGGAAAGGUAGAACGUCAUGGGGGUAUCCUAAAAGCAAUUGUCAGAAAAGUGGCUGCUGAUACCGAGACAGCAGGACUUGCAGACUUUGAGAUGUUGCUGCAAGAAUGCACAUCCACAAAGAACAGCAUGCAGAGAACAAAUGGUUACAGUGCAAGUCAAUGGGUUUUGGGAAAACAGCCACGCAUGCCGGGCUCAGUCACAGACAUGUCAGAGAGCGCUGACUUGGGUGUGAUUGAAGCGAAAACAGAUCCAACUGUGGCGUACCACAAGGCACACACUGCAAGAAUGAGUGCACAAAGGGCCUUCGUCCAUUUAGACACAAGCAACAGGGUUGCACGUGCGCUGACACGCAAUGCAGCGCCCCAGCACAAGGAGUAUGCAGUUGGUGAUUUGGUUUGCUACAGGAGAGAUGCACAACAAGGAGGCACAACAUGGAGCACAGCAUCCCGUGUGAUCGGCCAUGAUUCCCAAAAUGGGUUGUGGUUGUUACACGAGGGCGUACCAAUCUUGUGCAGUACAUCACGCGUGAGGUCUGCCAAUGAGAGCGAGGCCCUGGCCUUCUCCAUCUUGAAUGGGGAACCCGUGUUGCCAGAUGCCAUUGUGUCAGGCCCUCAACAACAGAAGUACAUCCAUCUUGAAGAUGAACAACAAGGACCAAAGUCCCCAAACCCAGUUGGGAUCUUUGAUGAUGAUGAAGAUGCCCCUCAGGGGAGCAGUGCGCCGUCAAGAGCUCCAGCAACACCAGGGAGACGGUUGAAGGCCAAAGAUAAGACGGGCCAAUCUGAACGACCUGGCCCGUACACAAGAGCCGCUCCAAUGACCCCAGGUGCACUACCUGGUGACACGAUGAUGGCUGAGUUGGUGGAUGGAGACCACUGGCGCAUUUCAAAGGAUGUGGCAAUCAGAGUCCAUGCAGAAUCCAGGAAACGAGAGUACAACACGAUGGUUGAUGGUGAACUGCCAGAAGGGUUUCAGGAUUCAGGGGUUGCAACAGUAAGAAAGAUCUUCAGGAACGGGGAUGUAAAAACAAACGAAACGGGUAAGGUAAGUAAUGUAGAAGAAACGGACGCUUGGACCGGUUUCACCGUCUUUCGAAGGGCACAGGACCCAUUCGAACGCGCGCGAGCCGUGGAUCUGGAACUGGAUUUGGAACCUCUAAGGUCCUUCAUUGCACAGCGCAUUGUGGAGGCCGAGGAGACGGUUCAAUCUGGGAAGGUGGCCAAGACAGUGGACAUCAGAAAGGUCUCACCAGAGAUCAGAGCCUUGAUGAUGGAAGCUCGAACUGCAGAGUGGGAGAAGUACAAGAGCUUCAACGCUGCAAUUCCCAUUUGGGGAAAGGAGCUUCAAAAUCUGCUGGAUGAAGGUCACAAGGUGCGAUGCUCCGACAGCAGAUGCGGAGUCCCAUUGCCUCCUGGCGAGCUGGGCAGCUUCGGAAAGGUUGCGUCUGAAGGGUUAAGUGACGUGACCAAUGCGUAUUUUCAAGCAAAGCCACUGACGAGGUUGCUACUGAUGCGGCAGCCGACAGGUGGACUUGGAGAUCCAGAUGUGCCUGCAGAAGCGUGCUUGCUCUUUAGGGUGCCCAUCUACGGUUCAAUCGAUGCAGGUAGAGGUUUCUACUUGCGCAUGGAUUCAGAAGUGAAGACAGCAGGUAUGAAGGCGUCAAAGAUGAUGCCUGCCCUGUACUACCAUCAGGACGAAAACGGUGAACUGGAUGCGAUGCUAUGCACCCACGUGGAUGACCUACUGUUUGCCCACAAGCCAAGUGGAGCGAAGGUAAUCCAGGAGAUCCUUGGAAAGUUCUCAGUCGGAAAGACUGAAGAAGGAAGCUUCAGGUACUGUGGACGUCGGUUUACCCAGCAUGGUGAUUUCACAGUUGAGAUCGAUGCUGAGGAGAACACCAGAGGAAUCAAGCCAAUUUCGUCCCGUAAGGGAACUGAUGUUGUCACGGAAAAGGUGAAUGAACUCCAGAGACUUUGCAAUCCAAAGGCCACGGUGUCAGAUUUGAGACUGGCAAACAAGGCUGUUGAACUGGCACGCCAGAACCAAAACAUGAAGCUGGUGUACAAGGCCAAUUGGAUUGACUGGAAGGAUCUUGCAGUGGUGACGUACAGCGAUGCAUCUUUUGCAAUGUGUGUCCUGUGUGAGAUGAUAGGCAAGCUGGUGUCAAUGACUGACUGGCACGAGCAAUGCCAGAUGAAGAUGAAACACGUUUGGGUGUCUGACUGCAUGAGCCUGGUCGAACACCUGAAUGCAGAAGUGCCCAAGAAGGUCCAGGAUAAACGACUGGGCAUAGAGCUUGCAGCAUUGAGACAGUCCUUGUGGACAGGGAAUGGCCAGAAGAGCAGUCUUGAGUACUCGCCCUACGGGGACGAGCUGUGGUGGAUUGAGACUGCCCGGAUGCUCGCAGAUGCAUUGACGAAGUCAAUGAAACCCUGCCUUUUAACGAGGACCUUGACAUCCGGCCUGAAUUCGCUCAGACUUGCAUGA